Molecule: messenger RNA, 2582 nt
Organism: Miniopterus natalensis
Lineage: Eukaryota; Metazoa; Chordata; Mammalia; Chiroptera; Miniopteridae
Gene: CDH19
Product: cadherin 19
Biological process (GO): calcium-dependent cell-cell adhesion; multicellular organism development; cell-cell junction assembly
Cellular component (GO): plasma membrane; adherens junction; catenin complex
Molecular function (GO): beta-catenin binding; cadherin binding; calcium ion binding
Source: RefSeq, a predicted model, not a curated record
CUAUUGCGGGCAUACAGAAUAUAAUUAACUGGUUUAACUGAAACAGAAAUUAAAUGUGUAUUUUUGUUCCAUUUUUAUGAAUGUGGGAGUGUAUCCUUACCUGAGCAAUUAUAUGAGAAAACAUUUUUAACAUGGCCAAUUUUGUUUUGUGUCUUGUUCUCUAGGAAUGUGAAAGAUACUUUGGAUUUUAAAGAGAUUAUAGAGGAACCUAAGAUUUUCCUUUGCAACGGAACUCUUUCUUCUAAAGACUGUCAAGCAGCUGGCAUCAAAAGAGCGGAAUGAACCGUUGCUUAUUUCUCCCCCUUCUGUUGGGGACUACUGUCCUCUGGCCUCGCAUCACAGCGACAGGAGACUGUGAGACGGGAGACAUGCCCCCCGAGGGGCCCCGCGGCAGAGAGAAGCGCUACUGGGCCUGGAACACGUUCUUUGUGGAAGAGGAAUUGAACGUGACCAGGCAGCCCUUCGGCUGGCUGAGAUCUGAUUUACACAAUGGGUCCAAGUCUUUGAAGUACUCGAUCUCGGGAGACGGAGCUGGAAGUAUUUUUUUUGUCAAUGCAACAACAGGUGUCUUAUAUGUGACUCAGAAGCUUGAUAGAGAGAAACAGGCCUGCUACUUUCUAAAAGCCCAAGUAAUAGACAUCACUACUGGAAAGCCCGUGGAACCUGAGUCCGAGUUUGUCGUCAGAGUUAUGGACAUCAAUGACAAUGCACCGACAUUCCUACAUGAACCUUACAAGGCUGCUGUUCCUGAGAUGGCUCCAGAAGGAACAUUCGUCUUCCAGGUGACAGCAAGUGACGCUGAUGACCCUUCUUCGAACAAUAACGCUCGCCUCGUGUACAGUGUCAUCAGUGGCCAACCGUAUUUCUCCAUUGAGCCAACAACAGGAGUGAUAAGAACAUCUUCUAAAAUGGACAGAGAACUGGUAGAUGCGUACUGGGUGAUUGUUCAAGCCAAAGACAGGAUCGGUCUGCCCGGGGCACUGUCUGGAACAACGCGGGUAUUAGUUACGCUUUCUGAUGUGAAUGACAAUAAGCCUACAUUUAAAAAAAGUUUGUACAGCAUGAAUGUCUCUGAAUCUACACCCGCUGGUGCUUCUAUAGGAAUCAUCACGGCCCACGACAAGGACAUCGGGGUGAACGCAGAAAUGGAUUACAGCAUUGCAGACGACGCGUCUCAGACAUUCGGCAUAGUCACCGAUAACGAGACCCAGGAAGGCAUAGUGAUAUUAAAGAAGAAAGUGGAUUUCGAGCAUCAGAACUACUAUCGUUUUAGAGCCCAAGUGCGAAACCGCCACGUGGACAAGCGGCUGCUGGGCCACCACACGCCAGCGUCCACCACACUGGUCAGGGUGCAGGUGGCCGACGAGGACGAGCCGCCCGCCUUCCUGCAGCCGCGCUACACCUUCCAGGUCCCCGAGGGCAGCCCGCGGGGCGCGCCCGUGGGCUCGGUGUCGGCCCUGGACCCCGACCACCGCAGGGCCCCCGUCAGGUACUCUAUUACCAGCGGCAGUGCCUUCCAAAUUUAUGACAAUGGCACCAUCGUCACGGCUGGCCCUCUUGACCGGGAGACGAGUGCUUGGUGCAACCUGAGCAUUACAGCCAGAGAAAUCGGCAAUGCAGAACAGGCUUCUGAAGUUCCAGUGUAUGUACAAGUCCUUAAUGUUAAUGACCAUGCUCCUGAGUUCCCUGAAUACUAUGAGACUUAUGUUUGUGAAAAGGCAAGUUCUGGACAGGUAGUUCAGACCAUCAGUGCAGUAGAUAGAGAUGACUCUAUAGAAGAUCAGCAUUUUUACUUUAAUUUAUCCAUGGAGGACUCCAAGAACUCCACCUUUACAAUCACAGAUAAUCAAGAUAACACGGCUGUAAUUUUGACUAAUAGAACUGGUUUUAGCCUUCAAGAAGAGCCCGUCUUCUACAUCACCAUCUUAAUUGCCGACAACGGUACCCCAUCACUUACGAGCACGAACACCCUUACCAUCCGCGUCUGUGACUGCGACGACAGUGGCAGUCCCCAGAUCUGCAGUGCUAAAGAGAUGCUCCUCAUGGAAUCCAGGACAGACAUCGUAAUUGCUGUCCUGACGUGCGCUGUGAUAAUACUUGGGUUUAUUUUUACGCUCCUAGUUCUGAGACAAAGGAGGAAGCAGCCUCUGUUUGCCGAGAAGGGUAAAGAUUUCAAAGAGAGGAUCAUCAGGUACGCUGACGAAGGGGAAGGGCAGGAAGACGCCCAGGCCUUGGCCACCGGGGAGCCCAGGGGCAGCCCGGUCAGGAGGGCGCGCAGGCCGCGGAAAGCGCCCCCCGCGGGGCUCAGGGGCCCGUCUUGGCAGGUCGGCCCAGACGAUGCCGUCAUCAAGGAAUUCAUCCUGGAAAAGCUGGCAGAAGCUAACACCGAUCCUUUUGCCCCUCCCUUUGACUCCCUCCGGACCUACGCCUUUGAGGGGACGGGGUCCUCGGCCGGGUCCCUGAGCUCUUUAGAGUCGGCCGCCUCUGGGGAGGGUGAACACUUUGACUGCCUGCAGGAUUUGGAGCCUCCCUUUACGAGAUCAGCGUGCGUGUUUGGUUCUGCCACGCAGUCAGAAACUUAG